Neogale vison (American mink) is the source of this 2564-nucleotide messenger RNA. RefSeq names its product calcitonin receptor (gene CALCR). The record is from RefSeq and is a predicted model, not a curated record. NCBI's taxonomy places the organism in Eukaryota, Metazoa, Chordata, Mammalia, Carnivora, Mustelidae. The transcript is spliced from 14 exons. Gene Ontology annotation, molecular function: amylin receptor activity; calcitonin receptor activity. Gene Ontology annotation, cellular component: axon; plasma membrane. Bases 266 to 1720 code for a protein of 484 amino acids. Gene Ontology annotation, biological process: positive regulation of cytosolic calcium ion concentration; cell surface receptor signaling pathway; adenylate cyclase-activating G protein-coupled receptor signaling pathway.
GGAAGGCGCCCGGAAGGAAGCCAGCCCCCCAGGCACUGGGUGGGCUGCGCCGGGCGGCUCGCGGACCUUCCUGGGUUGGAGAGGUGCGCACCGUCUGCACCUUACCCGGCGGCUGACAUCUCCCGCCCAGGAGAUGGGCGCUGGAGCUUGAGUUCCUGAGUCUCUGGAGCCACCACCUGCGAAUGUCCUUCGCUUCUCCGGAGCUGUACCCAGCCGCCCUGUGAGACUAUUCCAGGAUUUGGACGACCAUCUUCAAAAACCAAAAAUGAAGUUCACAUUCACACGCCGGUGCUUGGUACUCUUCAUCUUUCUAAAUCACCCAACCCCAAUUCUUCCUGCCAAUUCGAAUAACACCUAUCCUCCCAAUAUGAAGUCCGAGCCAUUUCUGUAUGUCCUAGGACGAAAGAAAAUGUCGGAUGCGCAGUACAAAUGCUAUGACCGCAUGCAGCAGUUACCCCCAUACCAAGGAGAAGGUCCGUAUUGCAACCGUACCUGGGAUGGAUGGCUGUGUUGGGAUGAUACACCGGCUGGAGUAUUGUCCCAUCAGUACUGCCCAGAUUACUUUCCAGACUUUGAUCCAACAGAAAAGGUUACAAAAUACUGUGAUGAGAAUGGGGAGUGGUAUAAGCAUCCUGAGAACAAUCGAACCUGGUCCAACUAUACUAUGUGUAACGCUUUCACUCCUGAGAAACUGAAGAAUGCAUACGUUCUGUACUACUUGGCUAUUGUGGGCCAUUCUUUGUCGAUUUUCACCUUGGUGAUUUCGCUGGGGAUUUUCGUGUUUUUCAAGAGCCUUGGCUGUCAAAGGGUGACUCUGCACAAGAACAUGUUUCUGACUUACAUUCUGAAUUCCAUGAUUAUCAUCAUCCACCUGGUUGAAGUCGUACCCAAUGGAGAGCUUGUGAGAAGGGAUCCUCUGAGCUGCAAGAUUUUGCAUUUCUUUCACCAGUACAUGAUGGCAUGCAAUUAUUUCUGGAUGCUCUGUGAAGGAAUCUAUCUGCACACCCUCAUCGUGGUGGCCGUGUUCACCGAGGAGCAGCACCUGCGCUGGUAUUAUCUCUUGGGCUGGGGGUUCCCGCUGGUGCCAACCACUAUCCAUGCGAUUACUCGGGCUCUGUACUUCAACGACAACUGCUGGCUGAGUGUGGAAACCCAUUUGCUUUACAUCAUCCACGGUCCCGUCAUGGCCGCACUGGUGGUCAAUUUCUUCUUCCUGCUCAACAUCGUCCGGGUGCUCGUGAGCAAGCUGAGGGAGACCCAGGAGGCAGAAUCGCACAUGUACCUGAAGGCCGUGAGGGCCACUCUGAUCCUGGUGCCCCUGCUCGGAAUCCAGUUUGUUGUCUUUCCCUGGAGGCCUUCCAACAAGAUGCUUGGGAAGAUCUACGAUUACCUGAUGCACUCUCUGAUUCACUUCCAGGGAUUCUUUGUCGCCGUGAUCUACUGCUUCUGCAACAACGAGGUCCAAACCACCGUGAAGCGCCAAUGGGCGCAGUUUAAAACCCAGUGGGAUCAGCGCUGGGGGCGAAGGAACCCCCGCCGCUCUGCGGCCAAUGCCGCUGCCGCCGCCGCCGCCGCUGCUGCCGCCGCCGCGGCCGAAGCCGGGGACAUCCCGGUUUAUAUCUGCCACCAGGAGCCGAGGAACGAAGCCGCCGACAACCUGGGCGAAGGGGGUGCCGAGGUCAUUGCUUUGGAAAUCAUUGAGCAAGAGUCAUCCGCUUGAAUGUGAAGCUAGCGCAGCAUCGUGAUCACUGAGCCUUCAUUUCCUGGGAGACAGACAGACCAUCCGUUUAAAGUGAUCCCCAUCCUCCCAGGAGCUGAGCAUAUCAUUUGUGAAGAAUUAUUAAGUGAAUUUGUCCAUAGUAAAUCUGGAGAAAGUUAUCCUUGGUACUAUUGCUGUGGGAGACAGUCUAGGAAUGGGGUCUCCCACUGCAUCCCUUGUGAACCCCAUCUUUCAUCUGGGACUGAGAUGCAGUUGUCUUAGUAAUGCAAGCAAAGUAUCCAAGAAAAACACAAUUAAAUUGACCUAGUUCAGAAACAGGGUGCUCCUUGUUAAUCUUGAGCCAUUUAUAACUUUGAAAAAUUAAAAGCACGGUCACUAUUUUUCUUUUUAACUCUAGACUUUGAAUCAGAAUAUUUCUGUAUUUGGCUAUGGAUCUGAUUUUUAAUUUUUUUAUUUCAAUCAAUUCUGAUGUUACUCAGAUGUUUUACCAUCCUCACAAUGUAAACCGCACAAAUUACAUGACCUCUGCAAGACCAAGUGGCUUUCUUAUAUAGAGAUGACUAAGAAGGUAGAGGGGAGACCUGCAUUUGGCAGGAAGAGGUUAUGUUUUGGAUGAAAAAGAAAUUUAGGGUCAAUUUGCUUAAAACAUUAGAUGGGCCAGUUUGUUAACUGGUUUAUUAAUAUCGUAUGCUCAGCGUGGUUUUGGAUAAUCCUGUCCGUCGAACAGGCCCUAACUGCCGUAAGAACUGGCCCUCACGUUGAGUGUGCUUUGGUUGCUGGCAUUUAUAAAUUGGGAGGUCACAAAGAAUCCAUCACUAAAUUUUUCACAAAACUGCCAAAAAUA